Molecule: messenger RNA, 1266 nt
Organism: Tribolium madens (black flour beetle)
Lineage: Eukaryota; Metazoa; Arthropoda; Insecta; Coleoptera; Tenebrionidae
Gene: Taf7
Product: transcription initiation factor TFIID subunit 7
Exons: 2
Coding region: 57-1163 (368 amino acids)
Biological process (GO): RNA polymerase II preinitiation complex assembly; transcription initiation at RNA polymerase II promoter
Cellular component (GO): transcription factor TFIID complex
Molecular function (GO): RNA polymerase II general transcription initiation factor activity
Source: RefSeq, a predicted model, not a curated record
CCUCAACUGUCAACAAUUAACUGUCAUUAUUGACAUAAUUAUAGAAAAAAUAUGAAAUGUAUAAAGGCCACGAACCCGAUUCGCCUGCAGAGCUCGAAAGCCAGUUUAUUUUGCGUUUACCGGAGGAGCCAGCCCGAGUUCUUCGUGAAGCAAUAAGAAACAACAGCACUCUCAAAGACCGCGUAGCAAUUAAAAUAGAGAAUGACAUGCGACAUGGCGAAGUCCGAGUGGACCAUUGGCUUCUCCCAGCCAAAGUUAUGGACCUUCCCACCAUCAUCGAGUCUCUUAAAACGAUUGAUUCGAAAGGUUUCUACAAAACGGCCGAUAUAUGUCAAAUGCUGAUAUGUAAGGAAGAAGAUGACCAAACCACCACCGAUGAAGAGUCCCCCCAAAAAUCAAAACGCAAAGACCCCAACAAAGUGGAGAAAAAAUACUUGAUACCACACGGGAUCACGCCUCCGACUAAAAAUGUAAGAAAGCGAAGAUUCCGGAAAACUUUGAAGAAGAAAUACGUGGAAGCCCCUGAAAUAGAGAAAGAAGUUAAAAGGUUGUUGCGGAUUGACAACGACGCUGUUAGUGUUAAAUGGGAAGUUAUCAAUGAAGAUGAUGAGAAUAAAGUCAAUAAAGGCACUGUUGUGAAGAAAGAGCCUGCGGAAGCCCCCAAUCAAAACGUCGCCGAACAUGACAUCUUCGGAGGGGCUGUGAGCGACUCAGAAGAAGAAGACCCCCAUCUCAAUGUCUUGGAAUUGGAUGACAACAGCCAGAAUUCCGACAGCCACCUCACCGACUCCAAUUCCAUGAUGAUCAACACUGCAAACUCUAAAUUACUGACCGAAUUCACGAGCGAUAUGUUCAAUGAAAUGCAAAAUUCCCCGUCUUUGAUGCAAGAAAUGGAUUAUUAUCAACAAUCAUCCAGCAAUAUUUCCUACACUGAACAGAAUUUGACUAAGAGUAAUAUUCUAGCAAGAUUAGAAGAGUUGCAAUUGGAGUUGGACAAUUUGAAAAUGAGGAGGCAACACCAGGAAAUGGAAAUUGAAAACAUCGAGAAUUUGGCGUUAAGACAACGCUUUCAGAAUAUUCUAGACAGGUUGCUCCAGGAACAAAUUGAAAAGGAACAGGAGAAAUACAGUCUGGAGGAGCUCCUAAAGCAGCAUCAAGAGUAGUUUUAGAGAAAAAAUGGGCUGUAGCUCGAGUUGUAUUGUAUUGUAAUUUUUAAAUGUACUUUUUACUUAUUUUUUUUUAUGAAAAUAAAGAGCUUUUUACCAG